AUGAACACCAACGACGCCAAGGAGUAUCUGGCCCGGAGGGAAAUCCCUCAGCUUUUCGAGAGCCUUUUGAAUGGACUGAUGUGUUCCAAGCCUGAAGACCCAGUGGAAUACUUGGAAAGUUGUUUACAGAAAGUGAAGGAACUGGGUGGCUGUGACAAGGUGAAAUGGGAUACAUUUGUCAGCCAGGAAAAGAAGACCUUACCUCCACUUAAUGGAGGACAGUCUCGGAGAUCCUUUCUGCGAAAUGUAAUGCCUGAAAAUUCUAACUUUCCAUAUCGGCGUUAUGAUCGGCUACCUCCAAUCCAUCAAUUCUCCAUAGAAAGUGACACGGAUCUGUCCGAGACCGCAGAGUUGAUUGAGGAGUAUGAGGUUUUUGAUCCUGCUAGACCUCGACCAAAAAUUAUUCUUGUUAUAGGUGGUCCUGGAAGUGGAAAAGGUACUCAAAGUUUGAAAAUUGCAGAACGUUAUGGAUUCCAGUAUAUUUCCGUGGGAGAAUUAUUAAGAAAGAAAAUCCACAGUACCAGUAGCAACAGGAAAUGGAGUCUUAUUGCCAAGAUCAUUACAAAUGGAGAAUUGGCUCCUCAGGAAACAACAAUUACAGAAAUAAAACAGAAACUGAUGCAAAUACCUGAUGAAGAGGGCAUUGUCAUUGAUGGAUUCCCAAGAGAUGUGGCCCAGGCUUUGUCUUUUGAGGACCAAAUCUGUACUCCCGACUUGGUGGUAUUCCUGGCAUGCGCUAGUCAGAAGCUCAAAGAAAGGCUAAUGAGGCGUGCAGAACAACAGGGGCGUCCCGAUGACAAUCUCAAAGCCACUCAAAGGAGGCUCAUGAACUUCAAGCAGAAUGCUGCUCCACUGGUUAAAUACUUCCAGGAAAAGGGGCUCAUCAUGACAUUUGAUGCUGACCGAGAUGAGGAUGCAGUGUUCUAUGACAUCAGCUUGGCAGUUGACAACAAGUUGUUUCCCAAUAAAGAGGCAACAGCAGGUUCAAACGACCUUGAUCCUUCAGUGAUGCUGGACACUGGGGAGCUCAUUGAUACAGGAUCUGAUUAUGAAGAUCAGGGAAAUAACCAAUUAAAUCUAUUUGGAGAGGACACGAUGGGAGGCUUCAUGGAAGAUUUAAGGAAGUGUAAAAUCAUUUUCAUGAUGGGUGGCCCUGGCUCUGGCAAAGGCACCCAGUGCGAAAAGCUGGUGGAAAAAUACGGAUUCACUCAUCUGUCAACUGGGGAGCUCUUGCGUCAUGAAUUGGCAUCAGAAUCUGAAAGAAGCAAGCUGAUCAGGGACAUCAUGGAGCGUGGAGACCUGGUGCCCUCAGGUAUCAUUCUGGAGCUCCUGAGGGAAGCCAUGGUGGCCAGCAUCCAAGACACCAGUGGCUUCCUGAUUGAUGGCUACCCCCGAGAGGUGAAGCAAGGGGAAGAAUUUGAACGCAGGAUCGGAGAUCCACACUUGGUGAUCUGCAUGGACUGCUCAGCAGAUACCAUGACCAACCGCCUUCUCCAGAGGAGCCAGAGCAGCCCGCAGGCCGACGAUACCACCAAGACCAUUGCCAAGCGCCUUGAGACCUACUACCGAGCCUCCAUCCCCGUGAUCGCCUACUAUGAGACCAAAACACAGCUACGGAAGAUCAACGCAGAAGGGACGCCAGAGGAAGUUUUUCUUCAACUUUGCACAGCUAUUGACUCUAUUUUCUGA
Messenger RNA from Ochotona curzoniae (black-lipped pika), 1689 nucleotides. It is a transcript of the gene AK5, whose product is annotated as adenylate kinase 5. Gene Ontology annotation, biological process: ATP metabolic process; nucleoside triphosphate biosynthetic process. Bases 1 to 1689 code for a protein of 562 amino acids. The record is from RefSeq and is a predicted model, not a curated record. The transcript has 14 exons. Gene Ontology annotation, molecular function: nucleoside diphosphate kinase activity; AMP kinase activity; ATP binding. Lineage: Eukaryota; Metazoa; Chordata; Mammalia; Lagomorpha; Ochotonidae. Gene Ontology annotation, cellular component: cytosol; cytoplasm.